Solea senegalensis (Senegalese sole) is the source of this 1823-nucleotide messenger RNA. RefSeq names its product progestin and adipoQ receptor family member 3-like. Gene Ontology annotation, molecular function: signaling receptor activity. NCBI's taxonomy places the organism in Eukaryota, Metazoa, Chordata, Actinopteri, Pleuronectiformes, Soleidae. The transcript has 5 exons. The record is from RefSeq and is a predicted model, not a curated record. The coding region runs from base 189 to 785 and encodes 198 amino acids. Gene Ontology annotation, cellular component: membrane.
GGUGAUUUGGAACAAUAUGUAGCACAAACUUAGAAAAACCUCGCGUUGUGUUUCAAUCAAUAUUAUCAAAUACUUUUAAAAGCGCACACAUAAUUAUAAAGCACAGCAUGAAACGAACGUAUAAUUCACUUCACUAAAAGCAGCUCCAGGUCACAGUGAAGUGGACUCCUCAGCCCUCAGACGCAGUCAUGCCUCAGAAGGUGCAGAAAAAGGCGCAGACGUCUCACUACAUGGAGCUGGGAGCUGGUUAUCAGUACUGGCCUGUUCUGGCACCUCGAGGCAUCAGACUGUACACGUAUGAGCAGAUCCCUGUGUUUCUCAGAGAAAACCCUUACAUCACAGACGGAUACAGAGCCUACCUGCCCUCCAGACUCUGCAUCAGCAGCCUCUUCAUUCUGUCCAAUGAGACAGUGAAUAUCUGGAGUCAUUUGCUCGGUUUCCUGCUCUUCUUCUGUCUCGGCGUCUACAACAUGGCGUCCGUGCUGCCGGCACUCGGCGCCUCCAGAGAAGAUUACGUCAUCUACUCCAUCGGACUCUUCUGUUUCCAGGUGUGUCUCCUGUGUUCCGCGUGUUAUCACGUCUUCUGCUGUCACCGCUCAGAGAAAACUGCUCGCCGCUGGAUGGCGCUGGACUGCGCUGGCGUGUCCGUCGGAAUCCUGGGUUGUUACGUCCCCGGACUCUUCUACACCUUCUACUGCAACAACACGUCGUUGUCUCUGGAGACUCUUCUUCAUCAUCAUCAUCAUCAUCAUCAUCAUCAGCAGCAGCAGCAGCAGCAGCAGUAACUUGAGUAAUUGAUUAAAGCUGAAGCGGCGCCACCGUCUGGCUCAGCGAGUGACUCAUUGUUCCUGGUGAAUAAGCGACACGACACCUUCUCUGCGCUCGUCGUUUGGAAUCCAGCCUCCGAUGACACAAGCCAGUUUCAGUUCCUCAUUCCAGCCGCCCACCACCCUGUUUCUUCUUUUCUGUUUUUUUAAACUUGGCCGCGCUCCUCGCUGCUCGCUUUCCCCCGCAUAUUGGAAGCGCCGGGUUAUUUUGCCCCAGAACGCAGCAGAAAUCUGCUCCAGCUCAAACCAGAUGGCCGCGUUCACGGCGCCGUCCGUCACUCCUGUUCCCGACCAUAUGACGCUCGCGAGUCUGCGCCGCGUCUCGGUGCGAAGGCCCGUGUCCGUGCCAAGACUGGGGCUCCACUGCUGGUUGGUGCUCUCCUGCGGGACGCCAAGUCCCCAAGGAGAAAACUGCUUUUUAUAUUUAGAAAAAGCAAAGUGGGUCUCUGAGACGCUCCGUGUCUGUGGAGGAAAGAACACGGUGUCUGUUCUGUGCUCGGCUUCUUUUCUCUGGGAGAAAUUUGGCUGCCGUCGCUCGACGCAAGGCCUCGUUUUUCUGCCUCGUUUCUUCUGGUGCAAAUUUAUUCACUGUGAAAUUCAGCAGGACUCAACACAUGAGGACGUGUGACUGGACCGAGGCCUGGAUCCACACAGACGGACAGAAGGGACGGAGACGAGGCCGUCCAGACUUUAACACUUUACACAGAAAGACUUUACGUCCCCACUCUCUCUGGACUGUGAUAAACACUCUUUUACUUUAACAACAAUAAAUAACAAUAGUUUACUUUUUACAUGAGAUUCAUGAAACCUGAUUUAUUCAGAAUCACGUUUGACGUUUGAGCACAAAAGCAACUGAAACAGAAUCUUUACAUUAUUAAAAUUUAUGAAACUAAAAGAAGAGACUUUUAUUUAAUCUGAAUGUAAAGUAAUCUUCAAAAUGGUAAGAAACUAAACUAUGUAAUCAUGAUCCUUUUUUUUUUUUGCUUUAAAAAGUUU